AUGUCAGACACCGUCAACAAUGGCCAGGUCAAGGCCAUCCCAAUGGAAGAGAUCCAGUCCACAUUCGGCUCCAACAGCAUCGAUCUGAUCAGCAAACCUCUUGGCUCCCGUAUCCUCUCCUUCUCCGAUGAAUGGUUUGCGGCCGCCGAGAACCUCACCACCCCUACUGCACCAAUUCGCAAACCCGGCGUCUUCGUCUUCUCAGGAGCCUGGUACGAUGGCUGGGAGACUCGCCGUCACAAUCCCGAGCCUUUCGACUGGGUAGUCUUCCGCUUGGGCGUUGCCUCCGGCAGAGUCAAGGGUGUCGAGAUCGACACUGCGUUCUUCAAUGGCAACCAUGCGCCAGAGGUUGCUGUACAGGGCUGCUUUGCCUCUGACGACAGAGAAGAAGAAAUCAAGAGCAAGGACUUCAACGAGUGGGAAACCAUUCUUCCAAUCCAGGAAUGUGGGCCUUCGCAACGACACGCAUGGCUGCUUCCCUCCAUCACAAAACCUUACACACACAUCCGUCUCCAAAUGUUCCCUGACGGCGGCAUUGCUCGUUUCCGUCUUUACGGCGACGUCCAAGCCGUUCUCCCCAAAGACACAUCAGCAGUCUUCGACCUCGCAGCCACCGUCAACGGCGGCGUAGCAAUCCAAUGCUCCGACCAACACUUUGGCACAAAAGACAACCUGCUGCUCCCCGGCCGCGGCAAAGACAUGGGCGAUGGCUGGGAAACCAAACGCACGCGCGGCGAACACAUUGACUGGUGCAUCAUCCGUCUCGGCACCACCGGCCACAUCUCCAAAUUGCUGAUCGAUACCGCACACUUCAGAGGCAACUUCCCGCAAAAGGUGCAGGUGUUUGCAGCCGAGGCUGGAGAGGCUCCUGCGCAUGAUAGCGGCAAGUGGAUCGAGAUCUUGAGUCCGCAGAAGACGGGUCCGGACUUUGAACAUGUUUAUGAGGGAGAUUUGUUGAAGGAGGUGCAGGGCAAGGCUUAUGGUUACGUCAAGUUGGUCAUGAUUCCUGACGGCGGUAUCUCGAGAAUCAAGGUCUUUGGUAGUAAGGCUGUGUAA
This is a messenger RNA of Aureobasidium musti, 1056 nucleotides long. The record is from the annotation of a GenBank genome assembly. Lineage: Eukaryota; Fungi; Ascomycota; Dothideomycetes; Dothideales; Saccotheciaceae.